CGACCUUCCUUGCAAGAACUGGACCACUGAACAGCUAUCAUGAAGAUUGUGGUCCUAGCGGCCCUUAUUGCGGCCGUAUCAUCGGGCCGUCUUGUACCCGAACCCAGCGCAGACCCCGCCCAACCACAAGGACCCUGGCAAGUUGGAAAAUUAUACAAGUAUGAUGUCGAAUCCCACACCCUCGCUUAUAUGCCUGAAAGUGCAAGCACUGGCGGAUCAUACCGAGCACGCUUCAUCAUACGAGCCAAGCCCGCUGGAAAACUAGAGGCUAAGCUCGAAAACCCAGAACAUGCUCUGGUUCACCAACAAUUGAAAUGGCACGAACCCUUGCCAGAGGAACUCAACUACCAACCGGUCCUCAACUUGGACAAGCCCUUCGAAAUCAACGUCGAUGGCGGCAGAGUUGUUUCUCUCAGCCUCCCCUCGGGCCUGACUCUUGCAUACGAAAACUUGCUGAAAGGUCUUAUUGGAGCACUUCAAGUUGAUCUAUCUACCUAUCGCAACAUUCACUCGUCGUACGACACCUUCGACAAUGAGAACAAGCAAGGCCAGUUCAGAAAGAUGGAAACUGACGUCACUGGUGAUUGCGAAACUUUAUACGUUGUUUCGCCAGUUGCUUCUGAAUGGAGACGCGAGCUCCCCAUGUUUGCGAAGAAUGAAGACCCCAUUGAAGUAACCAAGAGCAAGAGCUACGGUCACUGCCGCCACCGCGUGGACUACCACUAUGGUGUUCCUGAGGGAGCAGAAUGGACUGGUACCGCGCAUUCCACUAAGGAAGACCAACUUAUCAAACGAGCUACUGUUUCCCGUUACCUCAUUGGCAAGAACGGUCCCAUUUAUAAAGCUGAAACAACAAGCACAGUUAACGUCAACCCACAUAUGUACGGUAAACAACAAGCCGAAGUACACAGCAAGAUCAGCGUGCAAUUAGUUGGAUGGGAAGAUGACAAUCAACCCGAAUGGGAAAAACCUGAAGGUGGUCGGGAAAUUAUGAAUUUGUUGUAUUCUUUAACUCCAAAGCAAGUAGCCAUUGACGACACAUCAUCUUCGUCAGAAUCUAGGGAGAGCUCAGAAUCACGCGUUGAACAGUCCUCAAGAGUGCGCCGUUCCGCAAAACCCAAAAAUUCCGUCGUCGCUAUUAACAAAAUAAUUAUUAAAAAGCGCAGUGAAGAAGAUUCGAGCUCCCAAAGUUCAAGCUCUAGCGACUCAGACUCAUCUUUUGUCAAUGACGAUGUUCCCAAAGUUAAUGAACCAGCUUACUCUGCCCUGUACAUGAAUCCUCAACCUCGUGGUGACAAGAAACAAAAUCCUAUGAAUGCACAAAAAUUAGUGCAAGAAAUGGCGCAACAAUUACAAAACCCCAAUAACAUGCCUAAAGCUGAUUUCUUAACUAAAUUCAAUAUUCUGGUCCGCCUUAUCUCUUCAAUGAGUUACGGUCAACUCACUCAAACGAGUCGCAGUAUUGAAAUCGGAAAAUCCAGUGAUGAUGUCAUGAAAGCAGAUAUGUGGAGAAUAUACCGCGACGCAGUAGCACAAUCCGGUACCCUGCCCGCUUUCCAAUUGAUAAGAACAUGGAUACAAGAGAAGAAAAUUGAAAGGGAAGAAGCGGCUGAAGUAGUUGCUGUAUUACCAAGGACUCUUCGUUACCCAACCAAGGAAGCUAUGAUACAAUUCUUCGACUUGGCUUUAAGCCCAGAAGUUAAAGACCAAAUGUUCCUUAACACUACAGCGCUGAUUGCCGCGAGCAAAUUUAUUCACAUGGGACAAGUUGAUAACAGAACUGCCCAUCAAUAUUACCCGACACAUAUGUAUGGACGUUUAUCAAACCGCCACGACCGCUUUGUCUUAGACACUAUUCUACCCCGUCUUAGCGCGGAACUUAAAACAGCGAUAGAACAAGAAGAUAGCCACAAGGCACAAGUCUUCAUUAAGUCUAUUGGAAUCUUAGGUCACCGUGAAAUAUUAAAUGUGUUCGCACCUUAUUUGGAAGGCAAAGUUCCAGCUUCUACAUUCCUUAGGACACAGAUGGUUGAUUCUUUGAGAUAUUUGGCAAGGGAGAAGGACCGAUACGUCCGAGCGGCACUCUAUAGCAUUCUUAGAAAUACAGCCGAACCUUAUGAAGUUAGGGUAGCCGCCGUUCAAAAUAUUUUCAUGACUCAUCCCACAAGCGCAAUGUGGCAAGCUAUGGCUGAAAUGACCAAGAACGAUCCUAGUGUAGAAGUUCGAGCUGUGAUUAAAUCAGGAAUUGAAUACGCUGCAGAAUUACGCCACCCUAGAUACUUUGAACUUGCUAGAUCUGCUCAAGCUGUCAAGGAUAUGGUUACAAGCGAAGAAUUCGGUGCUGAAUAUUCAACAAAGGCAAUGAGAUCAUACGACAGAGACGAUGAUGUCGGCGUUUUGGGCGUUUGGUCCAGCAUUGGCGGAGACGACAGCUUACUGCCUAAAUCUUCUAGAUAUUCAUGGAAUAGUAGAAUAAGCGGAUGGUUCAAGGAAUCAACAAUCUCCACUACAUGGUCAAGUUGGCAACCAUUCAUUAACUUCUAUCGCGAGUUUAUUAACAAGGUAACACGUCAAACAAAGUCUCAGGCGUCGCAUAAAUAUUCUGCUGAUAAAAUCUACAACAUGUUCAACAAUAAAUAUGAGAACGAGAAACGACAACCUGCAGAAGCUUCAUUUUAUCUAGAUUUAAUGAACCAGCAAAGAUUAUUUGCGCUUAGCGAAGAAGACAUUAAACAGUGGCCACAACAGUGGAAGAACCUCCUUAUGGAUUUCAGCAACGGUAUGGAAGGGCAUUACACUAAAGUCUUAAACAAGAACCAAGUAUCAAUAAUGUUCCCUCUUGCUUCUGGUAUGCCUUUCAUCUUCAAAUAUAAACAGCCAACAGUUAUUCAUGUUCAAACAAAAACAAAUCGCCUGGCUAGUUUCCUUAACAACGGAGACUUCAACAACAAAAUGGACCAUGAAAUUAUCCUCACAUACGCAGAAAACCACGACGGUAGCGUCGGUUUCUUAGACACGAUUUCCAACCAAUGGGCUGGUGUCGGUGUUGUAGGAAAGAUUCAAGUGAACUUACCAUUCAAAAUACAAUAUGAAAUGAAAUCAGGAGAAUUCAAAUUUAUCGUAUCACCACUUUUACCUGACCAAGAUACAAAUGUUCUUCACUACAGUAUCUGGCCAUACAGCGCAAGCCAGAAGAAAGACUCGCUUGUUCCUAUUUCUCAAGAUCCAUCGACUAAACUGAUCAACCGAGACAGCAAAACAAUCGCAGUAGAUUAUAAAUUUGGCCAACAGAUUGGUGUUCAAUUCCAGCUUAAUGGAUACUCAUAUUCAAACGAUUAUAGAAAUGUUAUCAACAUGUUCCUUAAGCGCGAUCCCCUAUCUUAUAUCGUGGCACCUUUCAACCAAGUUGAUCUUGCCCAAACUCACUUUAACUUGCGCUAUUUAGGAAAGCAAUCUAAAUCCAAGAGUAUGACAAUAACAGCAGCUGUUGACACUGUGUACAAUCAAAAGGUGGAGGGACAAUUACCAGCUGUUGCCGCUGACAUUUCGGAUACAACACCAAAUAGCCCUGCUAGACGAGACGCAAUUCUUAAACAAAUCGUCGCUGGCAUUAAUAAGGCACGUGCUUACGUUUUGGACCUCAGUGCAUCCUUCGAUGGCGCGCAAAAAUUGGAAUAUGUAAUGACAUCUGCUAUUAGCAGCAGCGAGGUUGAUCCUAAAGUACACUUCGCCGUAUUCGCUGGCCGAAACUCCGAACAAUUCGGCAACUGGCAAAUAAACACGGUCGGAAAAUUGAACAGACCGAUUUCAACCACCUUCAAUUACGCUGAAGCCCUUAAGCAGGAGUUCAAGAUGCCUUUUGAAGUUGACAUUCGUUACGGACCUAAAGAAAAUAUUCAUAUCCAGGCCACCGCUGAACGAUCUGCAAAAUACUUGGAAGAGCUGCAAAGAUAUUAUCUUUCACAACAGUGCCUUGAAGAAAUUGCGAGCAACAACUAUUACCAACCAGCUUGCCACGAGAUGCUUAUAAGGGCGCAAACUCCAGAUACCUACAGAUUCUCGGUAUCUUACAAUGUCAACCCAACAGUCAGAAAUGCCGCUUACCAAGUAUACAGGAUCGUCAAGAGUUUAGCACUCUGGCAAGUUGAAGACAACCCUCUGAAGCCAUCACCGGAGGGAAAACUUGAAUUAAUGUUCGAUCUUUCGUACCUGACCAAAACAAUGAACAUGGGUGUAAAUUCUCGGUAUGGAGAGCUGAGAAUUAAGAACAUCGCUCUCCCCUGGGCUACUUACCCUGUCUUAUCUGCCUACGGACCAAUGACACCCCUUGAAACGACUCUUAACCACUUUACCAAGAACCAAUACCAACCUUACUGCUCCGUGGAUGGUUCAAGGGUGAGAACCUUCAGCAACCGCAGAUACAACUACAGCGUAUCCCGCAGCUGGCACGUGGUCUACUCGAGCAAGGCUGAUAACUACGACGAUUACGUCGUCUUAGUGCGCAGACCAACCCCGAAGUCACAAGAAGUGUACAUUUCUUACAGGGCACAAAAUGGCAACGAUUUGGAGAUUGAAAUCAAACCAAGUGCUGAAGGAUCCAGUAACUACAACGUUGAAGUAGCAACAAACAGCAAGAAGGUAUCGGAAGGCGACUUCACCACUUACUGGGACGAAAAAGAUGCUUCUCCACUUCUCGAAUACUUCGUACAACACGACGGAGUUCUUAUGAUCUAUGUUAAACGCGACCGUCUUAGGAUCAUGUACGAUGCUCAGAGACUCGUAGUUCUGCCGACAGAAGGCCGUGGAAACAGCAGAGGCAUCUGUGGAUUUAUGACCGGCGACCCUCGCGAUGACUACAUGACUCCUUACGGUCUUGUCGACACACCCGAGCAUUUUGCGGCUUCGUACGCUUUGAAUGAUGAAAACAGCGAGCCAAAGACCCAGCAAUGGCAGGCACAAGCUAAACAAAGGGCGUACUGGCCACAGAAUCGAUACACCUCAAUCUUACGGUCUGAUGCGAGCUGGCAAUCAGCUAUGCAAUCUGAUGCCUCCGAAGAUAAAUGGGACGACAGCAAUGUGUACGUAUCCAGAAGCUAUUUGAAGAAGAAGGGAGCAUGCAAGGUGCAAAAACAAGUCCAGUAUUACGAAAACUACGCGGAGAUUUGCAUCACAACUAAACCUAUGCCAGCUUGCCAAUCCAACUGUAAUGCUGAAGGUUUCAAAAUCCAAGCAGCUCAAGUAGUAUGCAGACCGAAAUUAGACCAACAAUUCAUCACAUACAGGGACCAGAUUAGAUUAGGACAGAACCCUAAGGUAUCUGGUGUACCUCAAGCAAGACAAUACAGAGUGCCCUCCACCUGUACUGUACAAGCUUAAACUAGACAGAUAGAUCAUAGAAAUGGACAAAG
Molecule: messenger RNA, 5408 nt
Organism: Colias croceus (clouded yellow)
Lineage: Eukaryota; Metazoa; Arthropoda; Insecta; Lepidoptera; Pieridae
Gene: Vgn
Product: vitellogenin-like
Exons: 7
Coding region: 40-5376 (1778 amino acids)
Biological process (GO): lipid transport
Molecular function (GO): lipid carrier activity
Source: RefSeq, a predicted model, not a curated record